This is a messenger RNA of Rhineura floridana, 1332 nucleotides long. Its product is annotated as urokinase plasminogen activator surface receptor-like. The record is from RefSeq and is a predicted model, not a curated record. Lineage: Eukaryota; Metazoa; Chordata; Lepidosauria; Squamata; Rhineuridae. The coding region runs from base 234 to 1166 and encodes 310 amino acids. The transcript has 9 exons.
UGUUGUAACAAGCCAGUUGCCUGGAAAUGACAUGUUCCAGUUUUGUACAGUGAACCCAGUCAUAUUUGGACAUGAGAAAUGCUCUUGAUUCGUAUGGUGCAGGCCCAGGGUGUGUUCAGCAUUUCCUGUUCUGAAGGUUUAAGGCAGAUCCUUGCCAAAGCUUCGCCACAAGUUUCUGAAAUCGGCUCCCUGGUGGGUCCUUGUCUCUGCAGCAAGCCAGUGUCAAAGCUGUCAUGAAGGUUCAGGUAUUCUUCGCGAUCCCAGUUUUCUGUCUUGGCAUGGCAAACAGCCUGACAUGCCAGAAGUGCUUGAACAGGGAAGGCAAAUGUGCGAAGAACGAAGUGGAGGUUUGCAACCCAUCUCAAGACUCCUGCGUCUUUGAGAGCAAGGACUACCAUGGUUUGGAUGCAGCCACAUCAAAGCUGGGCUGUGGUACCUCAAACUAUUGCCGUCGUUAUCCUGAAGGAACUAGGGGGCUUUUGUAUCGGGCAGUGUACUGUUGCGCUUCUGAUCUAUGCCAACCUGUGGAUCGUCACGUCAGCAGAAGUGGAUCCCAAAACGGUCUGGUGUGUCAGAGCUGCAUCGGGAACAAAGCUGAUUGUGGCCAUAAUGCACCUUCACAGCCAUGCUACGGGAAAGAAGACCGAUGCGUGCAGAUUUCCCAGUGCUUCCUACCAGGUGAAAGAUUAGAACCUAUCAUAAAGGGAUGUGGAGACAGUGCCUUUAAGGACACACUGGUAGCAUACCAGAUCGGGAAAGAUUUCGCCUACGUUGACCAAAAGGUCUGCAUUCAGUCCAACUGCAACAACAGGAGUUUCCCAGUCAUACCUUCUGGACAACCCAACGGAUUGCAGUGCUAUACCUGCCAAGAUUUGGGGCAUGGGGAGUGUGCCCGGGACAGACUGCAGGUUUUGAACUGCACAGGAGUCAUGGACCGGUGUGUGCAUAUCAUAGACAGAGAUAACACAACUGUGACCAUCCAAAAAGGCUGUGCCACUGAGACCAUGUGCAACAGCUACAGUGAUAUAUAUUACAAUCUGAUAAGGCAGGAUUCCUUUGCAAAAUGCUGCAAAACAUCCCUCUGCAACCGAGCAGGAGAUCUUUUUGGUCCAGAGAUGCUGCUGAUGGUGGCUGCUUUCGCCUUGUGGCUGGCAUGGAUGGCUUGAACGUAAUUGGGGUUGUCUGGAUGAGCUUUUCAAAAAGGGUCAUAUAGCUAUUCUCUGAAGGCUGGUUUUAUACAUGAUAUGGAAAUAGUUUUUUUUAAUGGCAUUUCCUGUACCUGUAGUUCAUAUGCAAUGCUUGUCUUGGUUAAACUGGCCAUUUGAUUUUUAA